This is a messenger RNA of Neltuma alba, 1875 nucleotides long. Its product is annotated as cytochrome P450 CYP72A219-like. Gene Ontology annotation, molecular function: heme binding; oxidoreductase activity, acting on paired donors, with incorporation or reduction of molecular oxygen; monooxygenase activity. The record is from RefSeq and is a predicted model, not a curated record. NCBI's taxonomy places the organism in Eukaryota, Viridiplantae, Streptophyta, Magnoliopsida, Fabales, Fabaceae. The transcript has 5 exons. Bases 120 to 1700 code for a protein of 526 amino acids.
GUCCAAGGACCUUCUCUGUUCUUCAAGAUAACAUUUUUAUGACGCAGGUCCAUCGACUUUGGGCGAUUCUCAUCGUUUAAUCAUUUGAACCCCAACCUCUCUUCUCUUUCUGUGCCGCCAUGGAAGCUCCAGAAAUUCCGUCACUGAGAGUAGCAAGUUCUCUUAUUGCUGGUAUAGUUAUCUUUGUGAUAGUGAUAGUGAUCGGAAGAAUGGUGAAUUGGUUGUGGCUGAGGCCGAAACGACUCGAGAGAUGUCUCAGAAGGCAGAAUCUCAAGGGGAACUCCUACAGAUUAGGGUUCGGAGACUUGAAGGAGAUGGCUCAGAUGAUUCAAGAAGCCAAAUCUAAGCCCAUCAACCUAGACGAAGAGAUCAUUCCUCGUAUCAUUCCUUUUCAUCACCAAAUGAUUCAAAACUAUGGCAAGAAUUCUUUUAUGUGGUUUGGUCCAAGUCCUGUGGUGACAAUUACAAACCCAGAAGACAUAAAGGAGGUUUUCAGCAACAUUUCUGUAUUUGAAAAGGUCGCUAGCAAUCCACUCGCUAAACUUUUAAUUACUGGACUCAUAGGCUACAAUGGUGAAAAAUGGUUGAAACACAGAAGAAUUAUCAAUCCCGCCUUUCAUUUGGAGAAGUUAAAGCUAAUGUUGCCAGCAUUCUAUGAGAGUUGUAACGAAAUGGUAAAGAAAUGUGUAAGAUUGGUCAAUGAAAAUGAAAGUGGCUGUUGUGAGAUGGACAUGUCGCCUUUCUUUCAAACUAUGACUAGUGAUGUUAUUUCUCGAACUGCUUUUGGAAGUAGUUAUGAAGAAGGUCAACAAAUAUUCCAACUCCAAUCUGAACAAGUUCUUCUUACCCUCAAGGUCCUUCGUUCUGUUUACAUCCCAGGUUGGAGAUUUGUACCAACUAAGUUGAACAGGAGAUUGAAAGAAAUUGAGAAAGAAAUACAAGUGUUGGUGAGAGGAAUCAUUCACAAAAGGGAGAAGGCUAGCAAAGCAAGAGAGGCCCCAAGUGGUGAUCUAUUAGAUAUACUGUUGGAAUCCAAUCGCAGAGAAAUCAAAGACAGUGGCGACAAUAAAGACAUGGGAAUGAGCAUUGAAGAUGUCAUAAAGGAAUGUAAAUUGUUCUACGUAGCAGGACAAGAGACAAUAUCUGGUCUCCUUAAUUGGACAAUUGUGUUACUAUGCAAGCAUCCCAACUGGCAAUCUCGAGCAAGAGAAGAAGUCUUCCAAGUAUUCGGCAAUCAAACACCUGAUUAUGAUGGCUUAAAUCGUCUCAAACUGGUAAGUAUGAUAUUGUAUGAGGUUCUAAGGUUAUACCCUUCAACUCCUGUGUUGACGAGGGUCGUGGCAAAAGAUACAAAACUUGGAAAUCUGAGAUUACCAGUUGGAACUCGAGUUGGGAUUCCAGUAAUUAUGAUACAACAGGAUUCUCAAUUAUGGGGAGAAGAUGCGAAGGAGUUCAAGCCACAAAGAUUUUCUGAAGGAAUCUCUAAAGCAACCAAGAACCAAGGUUCAUAUGUUCCAUUUGCUUGGGGUCCAAGGAUAUGCCCAGGCCAAAAUUUUGCUUUGCUUGAAGCAAAAAUGGCUUUGUCCUUAAUUCUCCAAAACUUCUCUUUUGAGCUUUCUCCAUCUUAUGCUCAUGCUCCUUUUUCGGUUUUGACCCUUCGUCCUCAGCAUGGCACCCAUGUCAUUUUACGGAAGCUCUAGAAUUAUUGGUUAAAAGGUCCAUCAUGUUACACUCUUAGAAGGAAUUUUAUCCUUAUGCAUAUGUAUCUAUCUAUUUAUAUAUGUAGGUCAUGAGAAUAUGUGUUUAUAUGCUUUCUGUAUAGUCGUUGAAUGAUUAUCCUAUUAUUCAGAUUAUACAAUGUUAGCUGCUUCUAGA